AUGCCAGGAAAGCCCAAGCACCUGGGUGUCCCCAACGGGCGCAUGGUUCUGGCUGUCUCAGAUGGAGAGCUGAGCAGCCCGACGGGGCCCCAGGGCCAGGGUGAGGGCCGUGGCAGCUCCCUCAGCAUCCACAGCCUUCCCAGUGGCCCCAGCAGCCCCUUCCCCGCGGAGGAGCAGCCUGUGGCCAGCUGGGCCCUGUCCUUUGAGCGGCUGCUGCAAGACCCGCUGGGACUGGCUUACUUCACCGAGUUCCUAAAGAAGGAGUUCAGCGCGGAGAACGUGACUUUCUGGAAAGCCUGCGAGCGCUUCCAGAAGAUCCCAGCCAGUGACACCAAGCAGCUAGCCCAGGAAGCCCGCAACAUCUACCAGGAGUUCCUGUCCAGCCAGGCGCUGAGCCCCGUUAACAUCGACCGGCAAGCCUGGCUCGGGGAGGAGGUGCUGGCCGAGCCCCGGCCGGACAUGUUCCGGGCACAACAGCUUCAGAUCUUCAACCUGAUGAAGUUCGACAGCUACGCGCGCUUCGUCAAGUCCCCGCUGUACCGUGAGUGCCUCCUGGCCGAAGCCGAGGGGCGCCCCCUGCGGGAACCCGGCUCCUCGCGCCUCGGCAGCCCGGACACCACGAGGAAGAAGCCGAAGCUGAAGCCUGGAAAGUCGCUGCCGCUGGGCGUGGAGGAGCUGGGGCAGCUGCCGCCGGCCGAGGGCCCCGGGGGCCGCCCGCUGCGCAAGUCCUUCCGCAGGGAGCUGGGCGCAGUCACAAACUCCGCCAUGCGCCGGGAGUCUCAGGGCUCCCUCAACUCCUCAGCCAGUCUGGACCUCGGCUUCCUGGCCUUCGUCAGCAGCAAAUCUGAGAGCCACCGGAAGAGUCUUGGGGGCCCCGAGGGGGAGAGCGACAGCCGGCCAGGGAAGUACUGCUGCGUGUACCUGCCCGACGGCACCGCCUCCUUGGCCCUGGCCCGACCCGGCCUCACCAUCCGAGACAUGCUCGCCGGCAUCUGUGAGAAACGAGGCCUCUCGCUGCCUGACAUCAAGGUCUUCCUGGUGGGCAAUGAACAGGCCCUGGUCCUCGAUCAAGACUGCACCGUGCUGGCGGACCAGGAAGUGCGGCUGGAGAACAGGGUCACCUUGGAGCUGGAGCUGGUGGCGCUGGCGCGCGUGGUGCGGAUCUCGGCCAAGCCCACCAAACGGCUGCAGGAGGUGCUGCAGCCCAUUCUAGAGAAGCACGGCCUGAGCCCACAGCAGGUGUCGCUGCAGCGGCCAGGCGAGAAGCAGCCGCUGGAUCUAGAGAAGCUGGUGAGCUCGGUGGCCGCCCAGAGGCUGGUUCUGGACACUCUUCCAGGUGUGAAGAUCCUCGAAGCCAGGGACACAUCCCCCCGCCGCAGUCAGGGCUGCCCUCCUGGAACCCAGGACAAGGCCGCCCAUCCCCCUUCGCUGCUGGAGGCUCCCAGUGGUGCCACUGCGAAGAGGCAGACCUGUGACAUUGAAGGUCUUGUGGAGCUGCUGAACCGGGUGCAGAGCAGCGGGGCCCACGACCAGAGGGGCCUGCUGCGCAAAGAGGACCUGGUGCUCCCAGAAUUCCUGCAGCUGCCUGCCCAAGGGCCCGGCUCCCAGGAGGCCCCACCACAGACCGAAUCAGCCACCCAGCCCAGCGCAGGGCCCUCAGACUCCACUGCCCGCCCGGCCCUCUGACAGCUGCCCAGACACCCAGGCUGGCUGCAUGGCACCUGUUGGGCUGCGCAUGCCCUAAGUCCCGCUGCAUGCCCUGUUCAUGCCCCGAGGGUUCCU
Molecule: messenger RNA, 1782 nt
Organism: Lepus europaeus (European hare)
Lineage: Eukaryota; Metazoa; Chordata; Mammalia; Lagomorpha; Leporidae
Gene: RGS14
Product: regulator of G protein signaling 14
Exons: 15
Coding region: 1-1686 (561 amino acids)
Biological process (GO): signal transduction; regulation of G protein-coupled receptor signaling pathway
Molecular function (GO): G-protein alpha-subunit binding; microtubule binding; GTPase activator activity
Source: RefSeq, a predicted model, not a curated record